AUGUUUUCUAUUUUAAUUUCUGGGACUCCUUUUUUUCUGUUCUUUUCUGUUUUUCAAUUCUGCUUCAAAGAUUUCUUUGUCCUUUCCUAUUUUCGUUUCUUUCUCAACUCUUUCUUUCUUUCUUUUUUUAUCCCAAUUUUCUUUUGUGUCUUAUUUGUUGACAAUUCUCAACGGUCUUUUCUUUUUGGUCAAUUAUCUUCUCUUUCUUUCUUUGUUCUCCAUUUCUUGUUUUUAUGCCUUCUUUUUUUGUUCGUACAAAUCUGCCAUUCUUUCGGCAUUUAUUCCCUGUCGCUGUUGUCAUUCCUCUAUGUAUUUUUCUUAUCUUUCUUUUUGUCUUUUCUUUUACGCGUGAACACUUUUGAAAUUAUUCCCUCUUUGGUAUUUCUCUCCUAUGCUUUUUUUUCUCUGUCUGCAUUUUUGUCAGUUCUUCUUUUCUACUUUUCUCUGUUUAACUGUCUCUUCUUUAUUUGCCUUUCUUCCAUCUAUUCUUAUCUCUCUGUUAUCUUAUCGCUGAUCAUUUUAUGUUGUUAUUUCUGUCUGUUCUUAUUCUCUUGUUUAUUUUCUGUCUUUAAUUACUGCGUUCUGUAUCUGUUGUUUUGUUGUCUGUUUAAUUCAUCUUUUUCGUCUGUUUUCUCGCUUUUAUUCCUCUUUCUUUUCUGCUUCUCUUUACCUCUCUUUUAUCUUUUCUUUGGUUCACUCAAUUUUCUUCCGUCUUCAUUUUAA
Molecule: messenger RNA, 723 nt
Organism: Acanthosepion pharaonis
Lineage: Eukaryota; Metazoa; Mollusca; Cephalopoda; Sepiida; Sepiidae
Source: the annotation of a GenBank genome assembly